Mytilus californianus (California mussel) is the source of this 2753-nucleotide messenger RNA. RefSeq names its product solute carrier organic anion transporter family member 2A1-like. The record is from RefSeq and is a predicted model, not a curated record. Gene Ontology annotation, cellular component: membrane. Gene Ontology annotation, biological process: transmembrane transport; sodium-independent organic anion transport. Gene Ontology annotation, molecular function: protein binding. Bases 1 to 1944 code for a protein of 647 amino acids. Lineage: Eukaryota; Metazoa; Mollusca; Bivalvia; Mytilida; Mytilidae. The transcript is spliced from 9 exons.
AUGAAUACAAAAUCCGAUAAUUGUGGGAUUGGCAGAUGUCAACCAAAAAGUCUCCAGUUUUGUGCGACCAUUGUUUGUUUUACGGGUAUCUACAGUUUAUCCAGUUUGACAACAUCAACCCUGUCAAUUUAUAUAAGUUCGCAGAUAACAACACUCGAAAAACAGUUUGGCUUCAAUAGUUCACAGAGUGGAUUUUUGUUAAGUUGUAAUGACAUCGGUUUCUUAUUGUUGACACUUUUUGUUAGCUAUAGAGCAACAACUGCUCAUAUCCCACGCACACUAGGUAUAUCAACCGUACUUUAUGGAUUUGCCGGCAUUUUGUGUUCCUGUGCAUAUUUUCUUAUGCCGAGCCAAGAUAGUGGAACAAAAACAACAAAUGAAACAAAUUUUGAGCCAACAGAUUCUUUGCAGUUGUGCAAUCUUAAGAAUUUAUCGUCAUACGAUACAACCCAAUGUGAAAGCGAGGCACCUAAAGCUGUUGGUACAGCAACAGCGUUUACUCCUGUUGCAAUGGCUAUUAUCGCGAUUGGUAUGGUAUUGCAAGGUGUUGGGAAGUCUCCAAGGACGCCAUAUGUUUCUUAUUACGUUGAUGAAAAUGUCGAGAAAAGGAAAACAUCUAUGUAUCUUGGUAUAAUCAUUACCGUUGGUAUAUUUGGACCAGCACUGGCAUUUGGAUUAGGAGCAGUUUUUAGUAACAUAUACGUUACGUUAGAAGAUGUUGCUAUUACAACUAGGGACCCACGCUGGAUAGGGGCAUGGUGGUUAGGCUUCCUAAUAUUUGGAAUUAUUAGCAUAGUGAUAUCCUUGCCGUUGUUUUGUUUUCCAAGGAACUACCAAUCUAACAAAAAAAUAAUAAAAACUGAGCCAAAGAAAAAUAUUAAAUUUCUCAGUCAUAUAAAAGGAUUUGUAAGCACUGUACUACGUCUAUUUAGGAACGGGUGCUUCACCUUUUCGAUCCUUGGCAGUUGUUUACAAAUGUUCUUUGUUUCGGGUAUGAUUUCUUUCAUGCCAAAAUUUUUAGAAACACAGUUUACUAUACCCACUUGGCAUGCCAAUUUAUUAAUGGGUGGUUUAAACAUCUGCUCUGCUUCACUUGGGACAUUUAUUGGAGGAUACAUUGUAUACAAAUUUCGAAUGACCCCUUAUGCAUGCAUGAAACUAGCACUGAUUUUGACGGCCAUUACAGGGUUCACUCCACUACUAGGAUUUUUCGUUGGAUGCGAUAACCCAGAAAUUAUCGGAUAUAACACAAAAAGCAAUUCCAAUAUAACUACAUGCAUCGAAGACUGUCAUUGUAACAAAGAUACCUAUUUCCCUGUGUGUGGUUCGGACAACCGGAACUAUUUUUCGUAUUGUCACGCUGGGUGUAUGGAACACAAUUUAGAGGGAUACGCUGACUGUAAAUGCAUUGGAGAAGGCGCUACUGCUACACCAGGGCUUUGCAAACCAGAUUGUGAUAUGCUGUAUGUUUAUAUAUCACUGGUAUUUGUGUUUGCUUUGUUGCAGACAAUAGCUCUCAUGCCUGAAUAUAUAUUCGUGAUGAGAUGUGUUGAGGACAAAGAUAAAGCCAUGGCACUUGCAUUCAGAUCAUUGUUAGCCACAGUAUUGGGUUGGUUUCCGGGCCCCGUAAUAACAGGAAAAGUAGUGGAUACAUGUUGCCGAUUAUGGAAUACUAGUUGUGGUGGAACCGGCGCCUGUGCUUUGUACGAUUUAGUAGAUUUCAGAUACCGACGUCAUGCAUUAGAUUUGGGUAUCAAGUUGGUUGCGACUGUGUUCUCGUUCCUCGCUUUCAUGUGUGCCAGAAAUAGAGAGGACCUUAAACGGAAGCCAGUUAGUAAGUUUGAGAAAACAAUAAUACCAGAAGGAGAGGAGUUAAUGGAGAAAUCAACAGCUGAUGAACAUAGCUAUGGGAACAGAAAACUAUUAAAUGGUCAACCGACUUAAAUAUUUAUAAAGCAAUAUAACAUGCAAUUUAUACAUAUCUAAUAUACAGCAAUGCAAGAAUCCCAGUAAAAAGUAAAUGGAGCGUGCAAUAUCCCUAGGUAUUGCAAUAAUGCAAUAUUAAUUUGGUUGGGUAUCGUUAGUUAAACAUGGUGUUCUAGUCAAUUUAGAUGUUGUACAGUAAUAGCGCUAUUGUUCCUGAAAUACAAUAUUCUACUUUUUAGACUUUUUUUAUUUAUUACACAAGUUAUAUUUUCGGUAAAAUGUAAGCAGACUUUAGUGUGCAAUAACCACUUGUAACGCACGUAAAAAGUGUGCAAUAACCACUUGUAUCAAACGUUAAAUAAGUGCAAUAACCACUGAAAAGCAUGUAAAACAAUUCAAAUACUCUCAGCAACAUUUUGUCCUGCACUAAAAUAGUAAAUGGACAACAAUUGCAUAAUACGGUCCGUCGUAUAAUUUAAUUUUACAAUAACCAAAUAUUAUAUGUUAUUCAGGUCUCAUACGGUAUUUAAUGUGACAUUCCCGUCUUAGGGUUUAUACUCUCUGAUCCAAAGUUGAGCUGAAUAUAAACACCUAAGCCGGGGAAUCUCGCAUUAACUUCCCUGUUUGGAACCUGAAUUACACAAUAAUUAUUGAUUAUCCCUGCUUUAGUGUAUUUUCCAGUACUAGGUAUGUAUUGAACAUCCAUCAUGCACUAUAGAUAUUUAAUACACGACAUUCAUAUUUCUGCAUAUUUUGUGUACUUCUCUUCAGUGCAAUUUUGUCAUGUAGAACAUAUUUUUUUACGUUAUAAAUAUUUUUGCAAUGAA